Sordaria macrospora k-hell is the source of this 2364-nucleotide messenger RNA. Lineage: Eukaryota; Fungi; Ascomycota; Sordariomycetes; Sordariales; Sordariaceae. The record is from RefSeq and is a predicted model, not a curated record.
AUGUCGGUUCCCAACCUCAUAACAUGCGAAGUCGACGGCAUCCAAUAUCUUCUUCACCCUCAAAUCCUGGCAAGCCCCCCCCCCCUCCUGCUCAUCUCUACCUCUAUAGACCUCUGGAUACACCAGAUCAUCGGUACCAAUACUAACACUUACCUUAUUACAUCACAGGGAAGCACAGAAGCGCCCAUCAAAGCCGACCAAGUGAUUCCCGUGCUCCUCCUCACCGAAGAAGAGCUCAACGGCUCCCCAGACCAAAUCGGCCAGCUUCUCCAGUACUACGUCGACACAGACGAUGUGUGCUCGUCUAGCUUCACUGAUAUCUUGGUUGAGAAGCCAUCAACAAAGCAGAGCAGCAGCGGCAGUCCAUUUCUUCCAAAUAGGAGGGACUGUACGCCUUGUUCGCGUCGUGCAACCUACCGCCUACGCAACGUUGCUGGCAGAACGUCGUUUACCAGAAACAGGCCCGAAUAUGAAACCGAAGGUGACCCCGAACAUGAUGAAGAUGACAAGAACGAUAACGAAAACCCCCUCCCCUCAGGCCCUUACUUCCUAAGUGGUCCCAACCUCCACCGCGCCUACCGCCUGUACCCAGACACCCAAGACGCUUUUGUCUACGGCAUGAUUCCCAAUGACGUCUACAACCCCUCCUCCUCUGGGUUUAAGUCCGUCUCGUUUUUGGCUCAAGAUAGCAUGUCCAAGACGAUCCCCGUUCCUUCCAGGCAUUAUACCCGCUUCACCGCCCUCGCAUCCCAGUCACACAGCGAAAAGAAACAAAAGAACCAAAACAACCAACCAAGUUCGAUAAGAGGAAAGCGAAUAACCCUAACCGACGGCCUCCAAGUUGCCGGUACACAAACGACCCUUUCUUGCAAAGCCUAUGUCAACACUUAUCCUGUCUCUACGGAAACGGAUGCUUACGUCCAGAGACUACUGGAAGAGGGCGCGGUGUUGGUUGGGAAAGCAAAGACGAGUCAGUUGAGAAUUGCGAAUUCAUUGUGGCCGGAUACGCAUUUCCCUGCUAAUCCGAGGAGUGCGAGGAGGAGGAGUAAUGGUUUGGGGAGUGGAAGUGGAAGUGGAAGAGGAACGGGUUCGGGAACGGGAACGGGAACGGGAACGGGAACGGGAACGGGACCGGGUUCAGCGUCUGCGGUUGCUGGGUAUGAGUGGUUGGAGGGUUCUAUUGGUGGGGAUGUGGACAGCGCUGUGAGAGAAUCGGGGGAGAGGUAUGGGCUUUAUGGGUUGCGGCGGUCGUUGACUGCGGAAGACUCUGACAAGGACAACAUGAAGUCGACAUCGGGACCGGAACUGAAUGGAGGACACGUGGGUAUUUUUGGGAGGAGCUUACAUGAGCUGUCUCUUUUGGCCGAGUGUGCCUUUCCUCUUCCUCUUGGUGGUUCAACGAAGGACGACCCAAGCCGCAACAACGCUGUUAAGAGAAUCGUUUAUCUUGACUACGCCAAGGAUGAAAAGCUGGAACAUGCAAUGGAUGCUUUCAUCAAUACACUCGAACGAUAUUUGCAGGUGGAAAGGACGACUGUCAUCAAGCUGGAUGAAGAGUGGAAGAAGUACAGGGUGAAAAGGGGGUUGGAGUUUUCUCUUGGUGAGACCUCACGACUUCUCUACGACCUAAACCACUAUCACGAAUACGCCGACUUCAGAAAGGAUUACCAGGAAAAGUUCCACUCCAGCCGCGGGCUCGCUGAUCUUGAGGCGCAGGUUUUAUGGUCCUCAGCCCGUGCCCACCUAAAUCAGCACCAACAACUGCAAGAUGAAGUCAAGAUCUUCAGUGACUGGCUCCAGCAGCAUGUGCUCAAGCCAGAAACCGCAGACGCUGCUGUGGCUAGCACCGGAGAAGGUGAUACCAUCAUCGUCAUACCAGAUGUCAGUUUUCAUCAUUCAAAGAGUCAUAUUAUAGGGUUUUCUGGACGGAUGCUUGGUUUCGAGGAUAUGCUGUCAAGCAAGAUGGCGACGCCACAGCUUUCGGUACCUUUCACGCAAAUCCCAGGUAAACAGCUAGGCGAUGAGCAAACAUACACGCCCGUCGUCGCGUCUGUCAUCGGCCCGAAGAUGACAGACAAAUCCCUCAUAACCCUCAUCACCAAAGCCCUCACAGCCUCAGGCCUCCCCACAUCCGUCCAACCGGGGCCGUUAUGUUUCCCGCUUCCUGGUGACGCUGACGCUGACCCUGCCUCCGACGCUGCCUCCGACAUCGACCAUGACAACAACAACAACAACAACAACAAAACAACGACAAGAAGGAGACAGCAAAGGAGACAGCAGCCAAGAAGAAGAAGCUUCAUGCUAUGUGCAUGUCUUUGGAAGAAGAUUCAAUCCUCAAGACAGCAGAAGCAGAAGCAGAGGUGA